This is a messenger RNA of Phlebotomus argentipes, 3388 nucleotides long. RefSeq names its product cGMP-dependent protein kinase, isozyme 2 forms cD4/T1/T3A/T3B (gene for). Gene Ontology annotation, molecular function: ATP binding; cGMP-dependent protein kinase activity. The record is from RefSeq and is a predicted model, not a curated record. The transcript is spliced from 8 exons. Gene Ontology annotation, biological process: protein phosphorylation. NCBI's taxonomy places the organism in Eukaryota, Metazoa, Arthropoda, Insecta, Diptera, Psychodidae. The coding region runs from base 607 to 3264 and encodes 885 amino acids.
UGCGAUCAGUCGCUGUCGGAGCUUCGCUGGUCACGGAGUGCUCUCGACGCUCGAGUGUUUGCGUCUCGCGGGGUUUGUUUGCUUGCGACUCUGUGCAAUGAAAUUCCCUUGAGAUCAAAUAUUUUGCCAGCAAUCGUGCGCGCACCCAUAAAGUGGUUCAAAGGCCAGCCUUGAGCGCAUCACUCGGUCAUCACAAAAAAUAAACAGUUCAGGAAGAGUCGCGCGCGCUCAUCUUCUCUAUCGCAGGAGCGAAGAAUAAUUGUGUCAACAAGAAAUUUGAUCUUGUCUUCGCGGCGCAGCGUUGAAAAAAAAGUGAUAGGCAAAAGGCAUCUGCUUGGCCAAUUAUGGCUUUGAAAAAGAGUGUGUAAAUUGUACGUGAAAGUGAUUUAAUUCAACUUUGCCAGCAGAGAUAUAUUAUUGAAAUAAAAUCACGAGUGGAAAAAAGAUCGCGCAAGCAAGACUUGAGCAAGUUUUGUGUUUGCUCUUUUGUUCGGCCAAAGUUACGUGAAGUGAGUGUAAAGCUGUGACCUUUCCAUUCCGACUUCGGGGUACUUUUGGGUGAUCUUUCUUGGCUACAUUUGUGUGAAGAGAUGAGAGACUGAGAAGAUGGUGAUCGUGGAGGGAAAUUUCGCGAGUGGCCGCGAUGGGAAGAUCCGCCACUAUCCUGGCAAGGCGGUGGACGUGAGCCUGUCACUGGAUCGCGGCAAUGCGAUGGGCGCGCUGUACGAGGCGAAUUGGCUGCACACGCAAGAGACCAUCCGCAAGGUCAAUCGCUCUUGCAAGCCACCCAUCACUGAUGGCAUCUCGUCGCUGGGCAAGUAUCAGAUGACCCUGGAGCAGAUUAAGGCACUGGAGGCGAAAGAUGCCAACAUAACGCGGACCAUUCGUGAGCUGAACGGCUAUCGGCCGUCGACGCUGCGCCGGAAGAACAGGCGCUAUCCGGAGUGGGAGCUGGAGCCACCACUCGUGCGCCACUUCUCCGGCAGCGAGGGCUCCUCGAAUGGGCACACAACGAGCGAGGAGCGCGAGUCGCAGGACAGCAGUGACAGCGUGUAUGGCAAGAAGAGCGAGCGGAAACCUUGCGCACCGACGCAGCAUCUGCCCUUCUGCGGCACGCUGGACAUCAAAGACAUCUUCCGCAGGAGACACAAGAAGGCCGUGCAGAAGCUUCCAGAGCAGCAGCAGCCCUGUGAUAUCUACCAUGACUACGAGGUGAUUGACUUCACGGGCAGAGGCAAGAGUUCGCCACCGAAGGAAGAGAAGGCGGCGACAGUGGAGGAGAAGCCCAAGAAGGGCUUCUUCGGCAUCAUGAGGGCCAAGAGUGUGAGGAUCAAUCCUGUGCCGAAGACCAUUGAGCGCACGCUGAGCAAUCCCAUGGCAAAGAAUGGGAAGGCGUCGAAGAGCGAGAGCGAAUCCUCGUCAUUCUCCUCGAGUUCGUCCAAGUUCAAUACAAUCUCACUGGGCGGACGCCGAUCCAGGCCUCUGCUGCCGCUGCGACGCAGUCCGCCGCUGGUUGAGGAGGUGCAGAAGCCUCAGGAGUCGGCUCAGGAGGAUCCCUUCAGUAUUCCACGGCCCAGACUCAUCGUGCCGGUUCACACGUACGCACGCAAGAGGCGCACAGGGAAUCUAGUGAGCAGCAAGGACCUCGAUCCCGUGGCAGAUCACCGCAAGGAGUCCAAAGAGGGACGCGUUGAGGUGUCGCGCGAGGGGAAAUACCUGUCGACGCUGUCGGGAGCGAAGGUGCUCGGCGAGCUGGCGAUCCUGUACAAUUGCCAGCGAACAGCCACCAUAACAGCUGUGAACGAUUGCAAAUUGUGGGCAAUCGAGAGACAAUGCUUCCAGACCAUCAUGAUGAGGACUGGCCUCAUUCGCCAGACGGAGUACACGGACUUCCUCAAGAGCGUGCCCAUCUUCAAGAGUCUGCCGGAAGAUACGCUGAUCAAGAUCUCGGACGUGCUGGAGGAGACGUACUACCAGAAAGGUGACUACAUCGUGCGUCAGGGCGCACGCGGCGACACGUUCUUCAUCAUUUCCAAGGGCCAGGUGCGCGUGACGAUCCGCCUGCCGGACAGCCAGGAGGAGAAGUUCAUCCGGCUGCUGGGCAAGGGUGACUUCUUUGGCGAGAAGGCGCUGCAGGGCGAUGAUCUGCGCACGGCCAACAUCAUCUGUGACUCCCCGGACGGUGUGACGUGUCUCGUGAUCGACCGGGAGACCUUCAACCAGCUGAUAUCCAAUCUGGAGGAGAUUCGGCACCGCUACGACGACGAGGGAACGCUGGAGAGGGAGAGAAUCAAUGAGGAAUUCCGGGACAUCAAGUUGACGGAUUUGCGUGUGAUCGCCACUCUGGGCGUCGGUGGCUUUGGGCGAGUGGAACUGGUGCAGCUGAACGGUGAUCAAUCCCGAUCGUACGCCCUGAAGCAGAUGAAGAAGGCGCAGAUUGUCGAGACGCGCCAGCAGCAACACAUCAUGUCUGAGAAAGAGAUCAUGGUUGAGGCCAAUUCGGAUUUCAUCGUGAAGCUCUUCAAGACGUUCAAGGAUCGCAAAUAUCUCUACAUGCUGAUGGAGAGCUGUCUCGGCGGUGAACUGUGGACGAUCUUGAGGGAUCGAGGUCACUUUGAUGACGCCACGACGCGAUUCUACACCGCCUGUGUCGUCGAGGCCUUUGACUAUCUCCAUUCCCGGAACAUCAUUUACAGAGACCUCAAGCCGGAGAAUCUCUUGCUGGACGUGCAGGGCUACGUGAAGCUGGUGGACUUCGGCUUCGCCAAGAAGCUGCAGAGCGGCCGGAAGACGUGGACUUUCUGCGGCACGCCGGAGUACGUGGCGCCGGAGGUGAUCCUCAAUCGUGGCCAUGACAUCAGCGCCGACUACUGGUCGCUCGGCGUGCUAAUGUUCGAGCUGCUCACGGGCACGCCGCCCUUCACAGGCUCUGAUCCCAUGCGCACGUACAACAUCAUCCUGAAGGGCAUCGACGCCAUCGAGUUCCCGCGCAACAUCACGCGCAACGCCAGCGCGCUGAUCAAGAAGCUCUGCCGCGAUAAUCCCGCCGAGAGACUCGGAUACCAGCGCGGCGGCAUUAGCGAGAUCCAGAAGCACAAGUGGUUCGACGGAUUCUAUUGGGAGGGCCUACGAACGCGCACGCUGACGCCGCCGAUCCGGCCGGAAGUGAAGAGCGUCACGGACACCACGAACUUCGACGUGUAUCCACCGGAUCCGGACGGACCGCCGCCGGAUGACCUCACGGGCUGGGACAACGACUUCUAGCGGCGCUCCCUAGACAAUUGACCGUUUGCGGGCGACGCCCGAGUUUUGUCUGUUUCACUAUUUGCUCGUUGUAAUUUGUGUACAUUCAUAGUGUUAAAAAUGAAUUAAAUUUUCGUAUAUUUUA